AUGGAGGAGUCCGCGCCCAAGCGACGGCGCGUCUCCCCGCGCUCCUCUGCCGCAGCCGCCACACCACCUUCAGAGCAAGCUCCCGCGCCGCGACGAAAACGCCCGUCCUUUGCGUCGCCGACCAAGGCCAGUCUCUCGCGUCACAAUCCACAGAUACUGGAACGCCGUCGGUCUGCUUCUCCGGCGAAACCGACCGCGACCGCAGGUCCCAGCACGAGCGCACGACCUGCAGCGCGCCGUGGGAGCGACGCCAGUGAACAGAGCAUUUCGGAGCUCUUGCGGGCGCAAAACGAGGCGGAUGCGAACGCGGAGGAUAUUCUGGCCAGCGACCCGCCGGUUGAGGAGGAUGCGACGCGUCUGAGCGAGGCCGGGCCGAGCUCCGGCCGCUCUGUGAGGAGGACGAGAGGAGGCUUGGCCGCAGCACCGCGAAGGUCUCCGGCGAAACCGAUUCCUAGACCGCUGCCACCACCGGCACCGGAAGGCGACGACGAGCUGAACCCGUUCAUCGGACACACGCUGCGGCGGUCGCCAACCACGGGCGUCAGCAUCCCGCCGCAGCCCGAACCUGAGCUCCCGCCUGUUGUUCCCGAUGCGGUGUCGUCGACGCCGCCACGAGGCAUCCAUAGCAGCCCCUCGCGAUGGAGGAUGCGGGACAGGCCCAAGAAAAGCUCACCUUUGAAACCAGCGCCCGAGAGGCCAGCCGCGGGUCCUAGCAAGAAGCUGUUUGCGCGUGCACCCACACGACCGACCGAGCCGCUGCGCGACUCGACGCUGGACCCAAACACAAGCUCUUCGCGUCAGGUUCCUGUCUUCGACCCGCUCGGGAAUAAGAAGAAGGAAAGGGAUGCGCUGCAGGCGGAAAUUUCCAAACUCAAACAAGACUUGGAAGCGGCAAACAGGGAGAACGAGCGCAUUCGUCUGAUGCAGGCCUCAGGUCGCACAGUGACGGCGACCAACGAGGCCGGCGUGUUGGACUUGGUCCAGCGAUCGCUCAUGGCAUCGGAGAACGCGCCUCGACCGACUGCUGCCCAGCAAUUGGUUCAAGCUGCACUGAACCCGAUCGGGCUUUUACCCUUUGGGAGAUCAACUCCAAUCGCAUCUUCUACGGCAGAGGACGACAACGAGCUUGCCAACAUCAAGUCACACCAUCCGAUUCCUUUGAGUGCCGACGAAGAGCUGCCUUAUCUGGAGCUGUUCAGCCCCUUCAGCAUUACAUGUACCAUCGCGGUCCUGCCUCCGCUGCCAGAGCACCCCCUUCGACAGCGUCGGCUCAUGACACUUCGGUCACGAGAUAUCCCCGGGCUGUUCACCGCAAAGCUGGAGAUGGUUGUCAACGCCAUGAGCCUCAGCAUCCUCGAACUUGCGGUAGUUGCCCUGGAGCCGUCGGCCAAGUUCGAGCUGGAGCCAUUCGUCGACAAAAUAUGUUCCGGGAAGUGCAACAGGACGAUGCAGCGCAACGUGGGCAUUCUGUCCUGGGCCAUGGGCGAGUGGUACCGCGUGGCUGUUCAGAGAGCCAAAUUCUGGUGUGGCCUCGAGCGGCGACUGGGCACGAAAGAGAAACUGCUAGAGGCAGCUGCCAAACGACGCGAACGGCGACGGCGGAAGGAUGACGAAGACGAAAAUGACGGAGCAGAUACACAGCCAGAGGUCUGCGAAUUGUCAGACUUGGUGCGGCUUCUCGGCCGCCAAUCGUAUGAACUAAGUAUACCGUCUCUAAGCUCAGACGAUUCGUCGCUGCGAUUGGAGUGGAGGAUCGGCUUUGACUGGACUGGCGAAGCGCAGAGUAAAGCUGCUAUCCUUGUUGGAGUACCAGGCAAAUGGCGAGAGGCAGAUCAGCGGGGCAUGCUCGGCAAGUUGCCCGCCCUGUUCAGAGAUCUGGUGGACAGCGGCCAGGAAGCCGAGUCAGCUGUGGAAACAGUAGCUGCGCUCUUGGUUGGAGCAUAG
Purpureocillium lilacinum is the source of this 1944-nucleotide messenger RNA. RefSeq lists its product as uncharacterized. The record is from RefSeq and is a predicted model, not a curated record. Lineage: Eukaryota; Fungi; Ascomycota; Sordariomycetes; Hypocreales; Ophiocordycipitaceae.